AUGAUUCAUCAACCCGGAAAGCGUGUGGCGGUGAUUGGAGCAGGCAUCAGCGGUGUAUCGAGUGCCGCUCACCUGUUGAAACAUGGUCUUGACGUUGUGGUGUUCGAACGCUCCGGCAUUGCAGGUGGGGUAUGGCAUUUUGACCCCAGGUCUGCUCAAGAUCCGACGUAUCCCAACGAGCAGCCUUCGAAGGGAGACUAUGAAAUCAGGCCAGAACUGGCGUACAGCACGCCGCCUCCAACGCCGCCGGAAGACGACAAGGAGAAAGUCGAAGACCUUGAGAUAGCCCACGCACCGCCUGGGCCGUGUUAUGCCGGGCUGAGGAAUAACGUGUCGACGCGUGAAAUGAGAACGAGCCUGCAAGCUUGGCCGGAGGGAACGCCUGACAUUGUCAGCCAGAUUGUCCUGGAGGAAUACAUCCAGACCAUUGCACGAGAGCACGGCGUCGCAAGCGUCACACAGUACAACACCCGUGUCGAGGAUGUGCGCAAGGUCGGUUCAGAGUGGGUGAUUCGCACGACGACACUCCGCAAAGAUGCUGUACAUGGAACGCACUUGACGGAACGGCGGUGGGCUUUUGACGGCGUCGUCGUGGCAUCGGGGCAUUACCAUAUGCCUCGGAUUCCUGACUUUCCAGGGUUGCAGGCUUGGAAGAAGGCGUAUCCAGAGCGAGUCUGGCACUCGAAAAGGUAUCGCGAUCCUCGACAGUUCAAGGACAAGAAUAUCCUCCUGAUUGGCGCCGGUGUGUCGUCGUGCGACAUUGCAAAAGAAUCUGCGCCGUAUGCCAACCGCAUAUAUCAGAGUUCUCGUGGGGGAGAGCUAGACCUCCCGACCAGUUUUCUCCCAGAGAAGGCGACGAGAGUAGGUGGCAUUCGGUCGUUCGAAUUGGACGGCGGUGAGGGUACCGAAGAAGAUGCAACUGCACCAAUACCCGGGAGAAUCGUGCUCGAGAACGGCGACGAGCUAUCUGAUAUUCACGCCGUGAUCCUUUGCACAGGGUACAUCACGUCGUACCCGUUCUUUCCUCACCUUCACUCCGAUACGACGCCGGCACGCGAGGCAGACACCCAGGUGCUGGUGACGGCGGAGGGCGACAUGGUCCACAAUCUGUACAAGGACAUUUUCUACAUUGAGGACCCUUCGCUCGCGUUCGUCGGCGCGCCUUACCAUAUAGCGACGUUUUCACUGUUUGACUUUCAAGCCCAGAUCGUCGCGAGGGUCCUCAGCGGUAAGGCUCUGCUGCCGUCAUAUGAACAGAUGCGUGAUGAGUACGCGGAGCGCGUGAAGACCAAGGGCCUCGGAAGAGACUUCCACAGCCUCAGAGGUGACGGCCAGGAGAUCGGCUACGUGGCUGAUCUGGUUGCUUGGGCGAAUAGAGAUGCAGAGGAGCAGGGUAUAGAUGACAAGAUGCAGGGACAUACCGAGGAGUGGCACGCCGCCUACCUCGACCGGAAGAAGAAGAUGCAGCUGUUGAGAGGGCAGAAGGCCGUCGAGGAGAAGACUGCAGGUUAG
Messenger RNA from Exophiala spinifera, 1512 nucleotides. RefSeq lists its product as uncharacterized. The coding region runs from base 1 to 1512 and encodes 503 amino acids. Gene Ontology annotation, molecular function: NADP binding; flavin adenine dinucleotide binding; N,N-dimethylaniline monooxygenase activity. Lineage: Eukaryota; Fungi; Ascomycota; Eurotiomycetes; Chaetothyriales; Herpotrichiellaceae. The record is from RefSeq and is a predicted model, not a curated record. The transcript has a single exon.